UAGUUGCAGUAGAAUGGGUGACCCCUCCUUCAUGGAUAAAGCUGUAGAAGUGGGCUUGUCUGGUAUAAGAAAAGGAGAAGGAGAGCCGUUUGCAGCUGUGGUAGUAAGAAACGGAGAGAUUGUGGGGCAGGGAACCAACAGAAUCACAAUUAACAUGGACCCAACAGCGCAUGGAGAAGUUGAGGCUAUUAGGGAUGCUUGUAAGAAUCUAGGUACAGUUUACCUAACAGGAUGUGAUCUCUACACAACAUGUCUACCAUGUCCCAUGUGUUUUGGAGCAGCUCACUGGUCUGACAUUAGGACUGUUUACUACGGGGCAGACACUGCAGAUGCAACACAGUUCGGCUUCGGUGGACAAGAAGAGAUAUACAAGGAGAUUAAGUUGGAUAUUGAAGAUGGUGGGGGAAAGAUUCCGUUUGUGCAGGUAGCACGGACAACAGCGCUGAAGUUGUUUGAAGAAUGGAGGGAAAAUGAAGAAAAAGGACAGAAUUGA
This is a messenger RNA of Bolinopsis microptera, 493 nucleotides long. Its product is annotated as guanine deaminase-like. The record is from RefSeq and is a predicted model, not a curated record. Lineage: Eukaryota; Metazoa; Ctenophora; Tentaculata; Lobata; Bolinopsidae. Gene Ontology annotation, biological process: purine nucleoside catabolic process. Gene Ontology annotation, molecular function: guanosine deaminase activity. The transcript is spliced from 2 exons. Bases 14 to 493 code for a protein of 159 amino acids.